AUGAUCAAGCAACUGUCUAAAUUGGAGAGCCUUUCCAUCAGCAACUGCGAUCGGCUUGAAGAUAUUUUUGAAGAGAAUGAGAUUGAACCUGAGAUGAUCAGAAGUGAUGGUCAUCAGCUCCCAAGGUUGAAGAACUUAUACCUUGGUGAUCUCCCCAAACUAGUCAGUAUUGAUAGGAUUGUGUCAUUGGCUUCCGCCUCAAUAGAGGAAAUCUGGAUUCAGAAAUGCAUUAGUGUAAAAUCUCUUCCUAGUAGCCUGGUCGAUGCACCAAAAUUAAGGAAGAUUGGAGGUAGCAGCAGUGAAUGGUGGGAUGAAGAACUAGAGUGGGAAGAUAAUGCAAUCAAGCAGCGCCUACAAGUUAAAUUGGCUUGCAUGUUGUCAUAG
Messenger RNA from Dovyalis caffra, 384 nucleotides. Lineage: Eukaryota; Viridiplantae; Streptophyta; Magnoliopsida; Malpighiales; Salicaceae. The record is from the annotation of a GenBank genome assembly.